This is a messenger RNA of Sphaeramia orbicularis (orbiculate cardinalfish), 6477 nucleotides long. It is a transcript of the gene greb1, whose product is annotated as growth regulating estrogen receptor binding 1. The transcript is spliced from 34 exons. Lineage: Eukaryota; Metazoa; Chordata; Actinopteri; Kurtiformes; Apogonidae. Bases 1 to 5898 code for a protein of 1965 amino acids. Gene Ontology annotation, biological process: multicellular organism development. The record is from RefSeq and is a predicted model, not a curated record.
AUGGGGAAUUCCUACGCAGGCCAACUGCGAACCACACGCUUUGAGGAGGUCCUUCAUAACUCCAUUGAAGCAUCUCUCAGGUCCAACACCGUGGUGCCUCGGCCUGUCUUCUCACAGCUGUACCUCGAAACAGAGCAGCCACUGGCACAUGAUGGUCGUCCAGAGAAUGAAGAAGAUGAUGAUGAAGAUGGGUCAGAGUCAAACAGCCCUCCGAUUCCCUAUCAGAUGAAGCCUCCACCUGAGGGAUGCUGCACAACAGACGGAUUCUGUCAGGCGGGCAGGGACUUGCGUUUAGGCUCACUGGCGUCAGAUUCCCUGGAUGUGCCCCCUGGGUUCAUGCUGGUCGGGGUGAAGUCCCCCUCCCUCUCUGACACCCUGCUGGUGUGUGCUGUGGACCGCCGCUUCCUGCCAGAUGAACGGGGUCGCAAUGCGCUGCUGGGCUUCUCUGGAAACUGUAUGGGUUGUGGAGAGAAAGGCUUCCGCUACUUUACUGAAUUCUCCAACCACAUCAACCUGAAGCUCAGUACCCAGCCCAAGAAACAGAAGCACUUGAAGUACCACCUGUAUCGAAACAGCCAGGGCAUACUGGUCAAAGGUGCUCCCAUCUGUUGGAGAGGACAUGAUGGCAGAAUAAGACAGAUAGACUCCAGCCUCCAGUCAGAAGGCCAAGUGACAUCAGAUGAACAGACCCCGAACCUGACGGCUCAUCAGUCGCCCACACCUGGCAGCCUCACAGGAUCACAUGUGGACCCAGUUGGUCUGCCACAAAUAGCUGACACCCCCCACACAUUAACAAAUGGCAGCCAUGCUGUUCCCUCCAUCACACAGCCACCACUGACUCAGUCUGGGCCUGGAAGAGGCUCAGCUACAGGGCCCCAUGCAAAUGCUGGACCCCCGAAAAAGAGGCACAAGGGCUGGUCCCCGGAGUCAUCUGCCAAUACUCAGACAGAAACCACAGCAAAGACGUCUCCCUCCACCGUAUCAGUACCAGUGUCACAAAUAAAUGCAGCCAAAACUGAGACUGCAGCCCCACUGAGUUCUGCACAGGGACCCUUAAACCCCCUCUCUCCCCCAGGGCUGUCUGUAACAGUGCCUGAUCAGCUGCUGCAAACCUGUAGACUCCAACCUGUCAUUUUUAAAGGUCAUGGUCCUCUUCCUCAGCUGACAGGUAACAUCAGUGAAGUUCUCAUCAGUUCUUUGCUGCAGAGCUGUUACCUGAGUUCUCAGACACUUCCCAGAGUGUAUCAACACUAUGGACCUUCACCCAUUCAGCCACUGUCAACUGAGAUGCAGAUUCUUCUGACGGUCUACUACCUUGUUCAGCUAGGUCCUGACCAGGUUCCCCUGAUUGAAGACUUGGAGCAGAUAUUUAUGAGGUCAUGGAGGGAGUCUCACCUCAGUGAGAUCAGACAGUACCAACAGCCUCAAACACCGGCCACCCAAGGGAGGCAUUACAGCAUAGAGACCCCCACCGCACUGCCCGGGUUCCCCCAGCAUUUCUCUUUGCCACCACAGAGUCAACAACCCCUGACCCCUAGUCAGCUCCCCUGGCUGGCCCAGCUGGCUGCAACAUCCUGUGGAGAGGGUGUGGUUGUACUAUGGGAGCAGCUUUCAUCUAUAGCUCAAGGUCUCCAACAAACCUUUACCAGGUUAAUGGAUGGACGGCUUCAAAACACAAACUAUGUAGUCGUUAUUGUCACUCCACCAGGACAGGAAACGCAGUCCUGUGUGGUGGUCACAGGGAAACGCCAAUGUCGUGCUUUGGCAGAGAGUAUGUAUUCUCCCAAUGAGGGACUGAGGGAAAUCAACCACCAGCUCUCCACUGGACUCGCCCAGGAGCUGAUCCAGUACUGCAACUCCCUGGAACAAGACUGUGAUAUGGAUUCACUCCUGGAUGGUGCCACUGUGGAAAGCAAUGAGCCAUCUCCAUUAUCUAGCAGUCAGGAGUCAGCUGAGGAGAAGGGCCUCAAAAACACACACAGUCCAAAGGAUUCACAAACAGAAGCGUCAAAAGAUUGUCCUAAAGAUAAAGCAUCCAGUCUUAAAGAUACCUGUUCAGAGUACUCUGUCCAGUGGCGUGAGGUGCGGCCCAUCCAGCUGGCAGUUGCCCGAAAACUGCUAUCCCAUGUUUGUGCCAUAGCAGAUUCCAGCACACAGAACCUGGACCUCGGCUCCUUUGACAGGAUCAGCUUCCUCAUCCUGGUCCCACCCUCCGAGGUCACAUUUCAGCAGACUGUCCUCCACCUCUGGAGCUCUGGGGUUCUUCAGGAGCUUGGGAGCUUAGAUCUGGAGUGUGUUUCUCCUCGAGAGACGGAGCGUUAUGUAGUAAAGAUGGAUGAGCAUGCACAGGCACGAAUUGAUAAACUUAUCCAGGAAGCACAUAGUAACUCCUAUACACUCUACAUUCUCGUCCAUGACCACGCCCACUGGGAUAUCAGCAGUGCAUCCUACUGUGGCUCUGAUACUGGUUUGGGUUCAGUCGACCGGCUUUUGAACUCCAGACAGGUCAGAGAUGCCCCAAACAUCUUAAUUCUCCAUGUCACUUCCUUCCCCUUCGCGCUGCAGACACAGUACACUCGCAUCAGCCCCUACAAUGAGAUUCACUGGCCUUCUGCAUUCAGUAAUGAUGUGGAUCUGUAUCAUGAGAGAACAAGAUACUUUGGCGUGUCUGAGCUUCUGGAAUCGACCCGUUCAGGGAGCAGCAUGCCGCUGAUGCGUUAUGACUCCUCUUUUGAAAGCAUGGCAUCAGCUUUGGAAGAAAAGUUUCCUAAGUUACACAGUGCUGUGAUCCGGACUACAGUUUUGGUCCAGCAUUACUGCAUAGCUCUAAUGGCUGCUUCUGGUAAAAUUAGCAGCUCCCAUAAUCUUCACAAACACACCUCUGUGGAAACCAUGGAGAUCGUCCAGUCGCUGCUCAGUGCUGCUCAGCAAUGCCCAGCGCACCAUGGCCACAUGGUCCUGUUGAGGAUCCCCUCUUUGGCUCUGGCGGCGUGGGCCCAUCGUCGAUUAUCCACAGUGAGGAAGCAACUGGGUCUGGAGGAGAGUUUUGAGAUCAUACUGGGGAAUCCAUCUCACCCUCUUAAUAUUGGAAAGAGCUUUACUGAUCAGAUCAAGAUAUGGCUAAAGAUCCAGGACGGUGACUGGGUUCCUCAUACCUAUCUGGAACUGGAGGCCCUUCCCUGCAUCCUGAUCUUGUCAGGAGCAGAGCCACUUGGAGAAUCACUGCCCAGGUCGCUGAAGUACUGUGACCUUCGGGUGAUAAGCUGUUCCUAUCUUCAGCGUACUACACUUGAACAAGAGCUGGGACUGGCCGCCUAUCUGGUGAGGGCGGAGUCACGACUGCCGCACAACCCUGGACCUGGAAGUGACUCUUUAGAGAGUGAUGCAGAAAAACUCAGCAGUACUGACAAUGAGGAGGAGGAGGGACAAGAGAACGGUAAGAGGAAGACAGAAUCCCCUCUUUCCUCCAGCCAGCCACUUCAAUCAUCCACAGACAAUGGAGCCGCAGAAGCCCUCCCUGCACAUAGCACCACCUCUGUGAAUGUCCAGAAAGGGAGCGUGGACACCACUCAGCCUCCCUCACAACCCCAGACUCCACUUCAGCCCCAUGUUUCAUCCCAUUCACAUCUGCAGCCACAGUGCCAAAUCCAGCCAUUAUCUCAGACAGUUCCCCAACACCAGUCUGUCUCCCAGGUGCAAAUACCGCACCCUCAGCCUCAGCCCCUACCUCAUGCUCAGUCUCGUUGCCAGCACUCCAAAUCGGCCUCGUCUGGCUCUUUGUCCCCACGAGCCUACUCUCCUCAUCUGAGCUGCUCCUGGGCUCGGUGUGUGAGUCGUCCUCCUUCUGUUCUCCUUCCCCAUGCUCUCUAUGACAUCAUCACAGCCAGUGACAGCAGCGGGCUUCCAAGAUGUACCUCAUUUUUGCCACACAUAUCGGUCGCAUGGGCAAGCAGCUUCAGGCCGUUGCUGAGUAAGAUGAUGACAUGCACAGAGCAGUCGCUGUAUUAUCGCCAGUGGACUGUCCCACGCUCCUAUCACAUGGACAGCAGCAAUCGUACAGAAGGACGGAGUGAUAACUUUCACCCUCGCCGGCUGCUUCUCAGUGGACCUCCACAAGUGGGUAAGACAGGAGCGUACCUUCACUUUCUGGGUAUUUUGUCUCGGAUGCUGAUCCGGCUCAUGGAGGUGGAUAUCUAUGAUGAAGAGGACAUCAACUACAGUGGCCAGUCUGAGGGGGUACAGUUCCACCCACCUAAUGCCCACUGGCCCAACCCAGACACUAUGAGGACCAUGCCCUUUGACUACAACAUCCACGACCCCAAAUAUGAUGACAUUAGCAAUGUCUAUUGUUCAGCCUAUAAACCAAAUAUUGAGGGAAACCCUGUGCGCCAGGAGGAUGUGUACCUACGACGACGAACAUCAAGAAUCAAACUGUCCAAAUAUGCAGCCUAUGACACCUAUCACCAUUGUGAACAGUGUCACCAGUACUUGGGCUUCAACCCUAGAUAUCAGAUGUAUGAGUCAACACUGCAUGCCUUCACUUUUACUCAUCUGCUGCUCGGGGAGGAGAUCCAGCUCUAUUUCAUCAUCCCAAAGUCUAAAGAGCACUACUUCAGUUUCAACAAACAAGGAGGACAGCUGGAGAGCAUGAGGCUGCCUCUCACAUCUGACUGGAGCCCAGACGGCAUCAAGAGUCCAAUCUUCACUCCGACUACAGGUCGUCAUGAGCAUGGUUUGUUCAACCUCUUCCAUGCAAUGGAUGGAGCUUCACAUCUACAUAUCUUGGUGGUCAAAGAGUAUGAAAUGGCCGUGUAUAAGAAGUACUGGCCCAACCAUAUCAUGCUGGUGCUGCCUACUGUCUUCAACGGAGCUGGAAUCGGAGCUGCUCACUUCCUGAUUAAGGAGCUUUCAUAUCACAACUUGGAGCUGGAGCGCAGUCGCCGUUCAGAAGGAGGGAGCCCUGCAGUUGACGUCUGGCCCUUCAUCAUCCUGGCUGAUGAUUCAUGUGUAAUGUGGAACUCAGUGGACCUUAAUGCACGCAGCACUCCAGCAGAACACAGUGUGUCGCUGAAGCAGGUGUUACAGCACAUGGAGGCCUAUCCAGAUUUGGCCCACUAUGGACUCUGUGGGAUCAGGAAGUGGAGUAGCCGUGGAUUCCCAGGUAAUGGACAGAGGGAGCCUUUUUCCCGAGGGCACCUUCACGACUUUCUCCUCCUUAAUGUCGACCGGAGCCACAAUGUCCAGUACGACCAGAACCGCUUCACCUGUCAUGACGUGGACUUCACCCUGAGACUUCACAGUGCCGGGCUGCUUGUCUGUCGAUUUAACAGCUUCAGCGUCAUGAAGAAGCAGAUCGCCAUAGGAGGGUACAGGACAUUUAUCAUCAAGACUAAGAUGACAGAUGUUCCUACCUCAGUGGGGCCUUCACAGUAUGUCUGUGCCCCAGACAGCAAGCACCUCUUUUUGGCUACACCGGCUCAGCUGCUCCUGGAAAAAUACCUCCAACACACCAGCCAGAAACUGUUUCCACUUAGCACCAGGAACUACACACACCCGGUGCUCUCUGUGGACUGUUAUCAUAACCUCGGACCUGAGGUGAUGGUAUGUUUUGUGAGUUCCAGACCUCACUCUGUCAACAUCAGCACCACAGGGCUGACAUUCAGCGGCCUUCUCCUCUGUUUUGCCGACUCUUUUGUGACUCCUGGGUUCCUCAAGAAGUUCACCUUCCUCAAAGGUGCGACUUUGUGUGUCAUCAGUGCAGAUCGUAGUUCCCUGAGGCAAACGGUGAGCAGGCUGGAGCUGGAGGAGGAGUGGAGGUUCAGGCUUAGUGAUGAAUUUCAGACUGCCAACGCCAAAGAGGAUCGACCACUUUACUUCCUGACUGGAAAACACAUAUAACCGGAGCAUGAGUAUACAGGGCCGACAAACACUCAGAAAAUCAUCUAAAUCUGUCUGUCUAAUCUGACAGUGCAACAUACUAAAUAGACCAGGGCACUAGUGUCGGUAAUUCAUUUAUCAGACAGGGGUAGUUGUUUGUUUACCUGCAAUAUUUCUAUUUGGAAGACAGUAUGAACCUUUACCAGACUAGACUAGGACACUACGCAUAUUGGCAACAUGUGUGAGACCUACUUGGAAGCUUGUGUAGGAAGAAUGACACCAUGUCAUUACCCAUCACUGCACACACACAAUCAAAUUUGUGGGUUUCUGUUGUGGUAAGUGAUACAUUCACUGUCAGUGUUACGAUUAUAUUAUAGUUUGUCAUGGUCAAGGAAGUAUUAAGAAAUGGCUUUAGUAAAAUAUACAUUUGACGUGGCCUUUGCUUAUUCCUGGUUAUUCUGAGCUGUAGUCAAAUAGAUUUUCCAGGCAAACAUCACAUUAAAAUUGUGUCAGUGUUAUGAUACUGUUUACAUUUUCUCUGGUUUGUGAAUCACUUCAUAUCACUUUAUUGCUGACUGUAUGAUAGCCUUUUGUUCUGCU